This is a messenger RNA of Salvelinus namaycush (lake trout), 2062 nucleotides long. It is a transcript of the gene dtnbb, whose product is annotated as dystrobrevin, beta b. Gene Ontology annotation, molecular function: zinc ion binding. Gene Ontology annotation, biological process: synaptic signaling. The transcript is spliced from 19 exons. The coding region runs from base 1 to 1827 and encodes 608 amino acids. Lineage: Eukaryota; Metazoa; Chordata; Actinopteri; Salmoniformes; Salmonidae. Gene Ontology annotation, cellular component: plasma membrane; synapse. The record is from RefSeq and is a predicted model, not a curated record.
AUGAUAGAGGAGGGCAGUAAACGAGGCAAAGCGAUGGUGGAGAAGAGACAACUCUUCAUGGAGAUGAGGGCACAAAACUUUGACGUCAUCAGGCUGUCAACCUAUAGGACGGCCUGCAAGCUAAGAUUUGUGCAGAAGAGAUGCAACCUUCACUUGGUAGAUGUGUGGAACAUGAUCGAGGCGUUCCGUGAUAGCGGUCUGAACACGCUGGACCACAACGCAGAGAUCAACGUGUCUCGACUGGAGACUAUCCUGUCCUCGAUCUAUUACCAGCUCAAUAAGCGUCUUCCCACCACACACCAGAUCAACGUAGAGCAGUCCAUCGGCCUGCUGCUCAACUUCAUGGUGGCCACAUACGACAGUGAAGGCCACGGGAAACUGACCGUUUUCUCGAUGAAGUGCAUGUUGGCAACGAUGUGUGGAGGGAAAAUAGUGGACAAACUACGUUAUAUAUUCUCCCAGAUCUCUGACUCUAAUGGUGUGAUGGCCUUUGCUAAGUUUGACCAGUUUCUGAGGGAGGUUCUAAAGCUGCCCACAGCUGUGUUCGAGGGCCCGUCGUUUGGAUACACAGAACACUCCGUACGGACAUGCUUCCCUCAACAGAAGAAGAUCUUGCUGAACACGUUUUUGGACAUUUUGAUGGCAGAUCCUCCCCCUCAGUGCCUCGUGUGGCUACCUCUCAUGCACCGGCUCGCUAAUGUUGAAAAUGUCUUCCAUCCCGUGGAAUGUUCCUAUUGCCGGAGUGAAAGUAUGAUGGGGUUCCGUUACCGGUGCCAACAGUGCCAUGGCUACCAACUCUGUCAGAGCUGCUUCUGGCGUGGCCAUGCCAACGGUCCCCAUAGCAACCAGCAUCAAAUGAAGGAGCACUCCUCUUGGAAGUCUCCGGCUAAAAAGCUGAGCCACGCCAUCAGUAAGUCUCUGGGCUGUGUCCCCAUUGGAGAGCCACCUCACCCAAUGUUCCCUGAGCAGUCGGAGAAACCGCAGGACACCAUGGCCCACACUGUUCAGCCGAAGCCAGUGGUCAACAACAUGAACAACACAAUGCUCAUGUCGUCUGGGGCACCUACUCCUACUAAAAGUGUCUUAGAGAGUCCCAGCAGGCUAGAAGAGGAGCAUCGUCUCAUUGCUCGCUAUGCAGCGCGCCUGGCAGCUGAGGCAGGCAACUCCACAGUGAGUAGCUCCACACAAUGUCCUCCAACAGAUCUGAGUUUCAACUUUGAUGCCAACAAACAACAGAGGCAGCUAAUAGCAGAACUAGAGAACAAGAACAGAGAGAUCCUUCAGGAGAUCCAGCGACUGCGUCUGGAGCAUGAGCAGGCCUCCCAGCCCACCCCCGAGAAGGCCCAGCAAAACCCCACACUGCUGGCCGAACUCAGACUCCUUAGGCACAGGAAGGAUGAGCUGGAGAGGCGCAUGUCAGCCCUACAGGAGAGCAGACGGGAACUGAUGGUCCAGCUCGAGGGACUGAUGAGGCUACUCAAGGAUGAGGAGCAGAAGCAGGCAGCCCAGACAGGAGGCUCACCCCACUCUUCCCCCAGCCACGGGGCAGGCUGCUCCAUGCCCAUGCCCAUCCGCUCCACCUCAGCUGGGUCCACCCCCACCCACACACCCCAGGACUGCCUGGCCGGGGUGGGGGGGGACGUGCUGGAGGCCUUCGCUCACGGUGUACCUAGAAAUCUUCGUAAUGAUCUGUUGGUCGCUGCAGAUUCAAUCACAAACACCAUGUCAUCCCUCGUCAAAGAACUCCACUCAGUAGAUGAUGCGGCAGAGGAAGAGGACAACAACAUGAGGAACGGAGGUCUAAGGGACAGGGCCGAGGCAGAAUGAAAGGAGUGGAAAAAGCACAGUGAGAGAAGUAAAGCAUCGAGGGAGCAACAACCACUCCAUCUAUACCGGAUGUCAGACUGGACAUGACUGGAAAAGAAGAAUCCAAAUGAGAAUCAGUCACAACAACCAAACCCUUCUAUCAGACAUAAGCACGUAGAGUAAUGCAUGCUGUUAUCAAACAGGAUUUCACUAUGUGAACUACUAUCAAACAUGUUUAUUACGCCCUGCUGCGGAA